Phytophthora nicotianae INRA-310 is the source of this 729-nucleotide messenger RNA. RefSeq lists its product as hypothetical. The record is from RefSeq and is a predicted model, not a curated record. The transcript has a single exon. NCBI's taxonomy places the organism in Eukaryota, Oomycota, Peronosporomycetes, Peronosporales, Peronosporaceae. The coding region runs from base 1 to 729 and encodes 242 amino acids.
AUGUCGAGUUGUACUCGACUGCUGCUGGUUGCUGCGUUAUUGUUCGCUGAUGCCUCCAGCCAAUUUAUGACUGGUCCGGCGUUCUUCGGUAAUCCUCAGUCAAUGCAGGCAGCGGUGAUAUCUCCUGUGAUGUCGUCGAACUCGAACUCAUCGUCAGCUUCCUCUCCAUCCGGAUCGUUGCAAGGCUCGAAAACGUCGUCCAACGACGACUCCAGUAGCAGCAGUGGUGAGUCCAGCGUCGACGGCUCGGAGGGCUCUGCAAGUGAGGGAAGUGGAGACGAAAGCGGCAGCUGGAGCUGGAGUAUGGACUCGGAAUCCGGCAGUUCGAGCAUGGAGUACGGGUGUGACUGUCGCUCAGUUCGUCGAGUCUCGCUCAUGGGGGCCUCGGACUACUGCCUUGAUCCAAAUGCCUCACUCAGUAGCAAGUGCGGUAAUGUUCAAUUGGCAGAAAGUGGAGCUUGUCCCAUCACUGGAGCGCAGCCGUGUUCACCCAAGGGCCACGUCCUGGCGAAUGACUCACUGUGUGCGCUGGACGACAAGGACGAGACGUACAAGUGCGUGGCCAGCAAGCACGACUUGGACAUUCAGAAGCACGGCAAGAAGAAGAAAAAGAAAAACAACCGCCGCCAUGGGUCAGAUUCGUCAACGAGCAUGGCUCCGUCGCUAUCGGCUCGUCAAGUGGUAGCCAUUGUGGUCUGUGUCGCAGCUGGAGUUAUGGUGGUAGUGUAG